AUGUCGAGUGAAUAUUUGGAUAAAAUUUUUGAAUAUAUUGAAGAAAAUCAGGUAAAAUCUCUUUUUCCCUCUCAAAAAGCACACAUUUCGAAAAAUGGUUUCAGGAUGCUCAAAAUACAUUUCUUGAAGUCUUGAAGCAGGUUAGUUAUGGAGCGGCUGGCGGAGUUGCUGGUGGAAUUUUGGCUGGGCCAAUUGGUGGACUCAUUGGUACAGUCACAGGUGGAAUUAUCGGAUAUAAACAAGCCAAAGAUUAUAAAAAUGCUUUUCAAUUAUACCAAAAUCUUCGCGAAGACCAAGUUCAAUCAUUUACUAGUUUUGUUCAAGAAAAGGUUAAUGGUACAACUUUUAAUGAUUUCAAACAAUGGUGGAAAGCCACCGAUAAUCAGAUUGUUUUCAUGACAGCGUUGGUUGGAUUAUCGAAAGCUCAACAACUUUCAAUUAAAGAAUAA
Molecule: messenger RNA, 449 nt
Organism: Caenorhabditis angaria
Lineage: Eukaryota; Metazoa; Nematoda; Chromadorea; Rhabditida; Rhabditidae
Source: the annotation of a GenBank genome assembly